AAGUGAAUCAGGAUUUUUCGUCCGAGCGAGCUGUGAGCCUCGCGCCGGCUUGGAAUUUUCGUUGGCUCUGCCUCGCGACCAACGAAAAAUCGGCGGCCUAUGAGGCCCUUCUCCCCUCAUCUCCGGCAAGCGGCGGCGGCCACCAGCACCCGUCCCCUCACAGCAGCUCUCCUCAAGAAUUCUUCUGCCUCUCUUAUCCAUGGCCGGCUCAGCUUCAGCCACACAAACCACAGCGGGAAACGAGCAGGCUGGGCGGUGCGUGUGCUCCCGCUGACGGAGGAGAACGUGGAGAUGGUGCUGGACCAGGUGCGGCCGAGCCUGAUGGCCGACGGCGGCAACGUGGCGCUUCACGAGAUCGACGGCCUCGUCGUCGUGCUCAAGCUGCAGGGCGCCUGCGGCUCCUGCCCCAGCUCCACCAUGACGCUCAAGAUGGGCAUCGAGACGCGCCUCCGCGACAAGAUCCCCGAGAUCCUCGCCGUCGAGCAGAUAGUCGACACCGAGACCGGCCUCGAGCUCAACCAAGAAAACGUCGAGAAGGUACUGGAUGAGAUCAGACCAUACCUUUCUGGCACCGGAGGUGGAAGCAUCGAUCUUGUCCAGAUCGAUGAAUCUGUUGUCAAAAUUCGGAUCACAGGACCUGCAGCAGGUGUAAUGACAGUUCGUGUAGCUGCAACACAAAAACUGAGGGAAAAGAUACCAUCAAUCCUGGCUGUUCAGUUGACAGAGUAGAAACAUGAGUUCAGUUAUGCAUCAAUCAAGAGAACAAAACUUUGCUUUU
Messenger RNA from Oryza brachyantha (malo sina), 778 nucleotides. Its product is annotated as nifU-like protein 3, chloroplastic. Gene Ontology annotation, biological process: iron-sulfur cluster assembly. The transcript has 4 exons. The coding region runs from base 100 to 729 and encodes 209 amino acids. Lineage: Eukaryota; Viridiplantae; Streptophyta; Magnoliopsida; Poales; Poaceae. Gene Ontology annotation, molecular function: iron ion binding; iron-sulfur cluster binding. The record is from RefSeq and is a predicted model, not a curated record. Gene Ontology annotation, cellular component: chloroplast stroma; mitochondrion.